Molecule: messenger RNA, 1299 nt
Organism: Uncinocarpus reesii 1704
Lineage: Eukaryota; Fungi; Ascomycota; Eurotiomycetes; Onygenales; Onygenaceae
Exons: 2
Coding region: 1-1299 (432 amino acids)
Biological process (GO): conjugation with cellular fusion; Golgi to plasma membrane transport
Cellular component (GO): exomer complex; trans-Golgi network
Molecular function (GO): protein dimerization activity
Source: RefSeq, a predicted model, not a curated record
AUGCUGGUGUCCCUGACAGUUGGGAAGGUUGAUGCAGGCGUCGCAGUCCUCCUAACACAAGAUAACCGGCUUAUUGAAUUCCCUUCUGUCCUCCUUCCUAGCGACAUCGCAUCCGGGAGCAUUGUCGACAUCACUGUAUCACGAAAUAUAGCUGCUGAGGUUUCCAGCGCAUCAGCGUUCCAAUCCCUUCAAAAACGCAUCCUUCACACUUAUGGCAUCAACGCGCCUUCGCCUCCUGUCCUACGGCUUAAGAAUGCAACCCAAACGUCACUGGUCCUGGAGUGGGAUCCGAUCAAUUUGGCCACGGCGUCCCUCAAGUCCCUUUCGUUAUACCGCAAUGAUUCCAAAGCGGGUUCAAUACCUCGACCGCUAGAAAUGCGCAGUACCAAAAUCAGCGGUCUUGCGAUUGAUACGGAAUACACUUUCCAUCUCGUCUUGCGCACCUCCGCGGGCGUUUUCAGCUCCCAAAAGCUGGUGUGCCGAACACACAAGAUGACCGAUCUGUCUGGAAUAACGGUCACGCCGGGCGUCAUGCCGCCGGAGAUGAGAGCUUCCCUCGAGAGCGCGAUCGAGCGAAUCGGUGCUAAGAUGGUGGAGACGAUACAAAUAGACACCACGCACUUCGUGUGUGUAGAAAAGCGAGGUACGGGGUGGGAGAAGGCAGUAGAAAUGAACAUCCCGGUCGUGCGACCAGAGUGGGUGGAUGGGUGCGAGCGAGAAGGCACCAUCGUUAGUGUGCGCGGGUACUAUUUAGACGCAGAUCCCAAAUUGAGGCAAAUUGGACCCGGGGUCGGUGCACAUCAGAACCGCCAACAUGCCAUUUUGAAUUCUAGCGCGUCGAGUACAAAGGGUCAAAACCGUGGGAGUAUAUCGCAGCUGCCAUCUCACCUCAAGACAGAGAACCACGAACCCCCAAUCACUCCUUUCCCCGGCGGUCCCCAGAAGAGGAUAAUAAAUGGGCCCGACUCAGAUGAUGAGCCUGAAUCUCCACCACCUGCUCCUCCUAAAGACGACAAACACAGAGGGCCCAGCCCCGAGUCACGACGCACUGCCGACAGCGAUGCACCUAGUGCCAAUGAGGAGAUCCAAGAGAACGGCACUAAUAAUGCAGCCACAAAUGGAAAUGCUGCACCCAAGUCCCCAGCGCCGCGUUCUCCUGAGCCGCAGUCAGACUCGGAUCAAGGAAAACCUCCCGAAAGUCCCAGCGAUGAACCCGGCCCACUCCACGAUACAGACGCCAAACCAAAAAGGAACGCGAAUGGGUCAGAGGAAGGAGAAAUGGAUGAAGUUCCAUUAUAA